CGUAGUAAAGGGGGCAAGUUGCCCCAGAAAGUAUGCUAUAGUACGAGCGAUUCCUUGGGAUUUCCCUUUCUCUGCUACUGGUACUCCCACACUAAGCCGCACCGCACACUGCCACCCACUGUUCCCAAACACCACCCACCUCCCACUCGGCAGCCUGUUGCGUGGGCUCCUGCGUCUAACAGCUCAUUGGCAGAUGGAUGGCUUCGGUUUUGUUCGGGUUUCUUCGUGCUGGAGGCUCUGCAGUCGGCAGUACCGUUCGUAUUGGCUAUCCCGUUAUCUCUGCGGCGGACUAACGGUGAGUGUGCGGUGCGUACCGUUCUUCUAAGCUAUAAAAGCCGCUGGCCGACCGCACUUUGUUGGCAAUUCGAAGAGCGUUGGCACCUGACUCUGAUCAACAAGUGGCAAGCGGAAAGUAGAGCGUCCUGCAACUCACUCGGUGAAGUGUUCGGUUUCUGAAAAGUUCUCUAAAAGUUCCCAAAAGAAAAUUUCGAAAGAAAAUUAUAACUGACGUCGGACAAUUUGCGUGCAGCUUGCGAAAUAAAAUUUAUUGAAAAAUGUGGUACAGCAAGUGCAGUUGGACUUUGGUAGUGUUGGUGGCGCUCUUUGCUCUUGUGACAGGUUCCUGCCUGGAAUACGGACAUUCCUGUUGGGGAGCUCAUGGCAAGCGAUCCGGUGGGAAGGCGGUCGUAGAUGCUAAACAGCCCUUACCAGGUUCAUAUGCGUUGGAUAGCGUGGUGGAACAACUAUACAACAACAACAACCAGAACAACAACAACAACCAGAACAACCAGGAUGAUAACAAUAACAGUGACGACGACAGCAAUGACAUCACGAUCACGAAUAGUGCCAACAACUUGCCCUUGGCAGCUCCUGCCAUUCUAAAGUCGGAGGAUCGGCGAAUCGGUGGCCUGAAGUGGGCGCAGCUGAUGCGGCAGCACCGCUACCAAUUGCGCCAGUUGCAGGAUCAGCAGCCGCAGCAGCAGCAGGGGCGUGGCAGGGGCAGGGGCAGGCAGUACGAUGCGGCAGCCGAGAGUUGGCGGAAGUUGCAGCAGGCACUGCAGGCUCAGAUCGAUGCCGACAAUGAGAACUCGGGCUACGAGCUCACGAAGUGAACUUUGCGAGCCCAAUUGCCAAAUUGAAAUUAUGCAGAUAACACGCUAGCUGAGCCAGAAGAUCAAAUGGAAAAGCGAAAUGAAAAGAUAUUUAACACACGCGAUCAUUGCAUGCCGGGCAUCAAUUAAAAAAAAAAACAAAUUUAAAUCAAUUACAGCAGUCGGAUGAAGAGAUCGGAGCAGGCACUAAAAAUGUAGAAUUCGUUGUGGUUUUUUAUUAUUAAACUUACUGAGCCGAUCAGUGGAAUCCUUUUUGGCCAUAUUGCGUCACUGGCUGGAUGCCGCAAUAAUGGCCUGCUUCGUUUUCGUUCACUUAACCGUACUUAAUCCCUAACUAACUAAGCAUAUGCAGAUACGAUCUUAAGAAUUACCACUAAUAAAAGCUAACAUUGAGUGCA
Molecule: messenger RNA, 1510 nt
Organism: Drosophila yakuba
Lineage: Eukaryota; Metazoa; Arthropoda; Insecta; Diptera; Drosophilidae
Gene: CCHa1
Product: neuropeptide CCHamide-1
Exons: 4
Coding region: 555-1112 (185 amino acids)
Biological process (GO): neuropeptide signaling pathway
Molecular function (GO): neuropeptide hormone activity
Source: RefSeq, a predicted model, not a curated record